CUUACUUCCAGGGUUUCCAGACGGGUCGUCGAUCCCCAGCCUACGGCAGCCAAUCUACCUGGCACCCCACCUGCCCACCUCGAUCGAAUCGGUCCCAGCCGAGCUGUCACAAACACAACCCACCGGGGCUCGCACCGGAUCGCGGAGAUGACUGCUGUUUCUCCAUCACCACAACGAGAGUCGGUGAUAAUUAUAGAGCCUCACUUCCCACCCGGGUGUAGCCCCGGUCUUGGGCUCUCGGCUGCGUCUGUUCCGCCCGUUGAGACGGUAAAAAUAGAGGCGGGCAAACAAACAACGGAUCAGACAAACAUCAGACAUUGGCGAUAUGUUUCUGAAGUUUUGCAUCCGCACCACCACUCCCAGCCUUGGCAGCCUGAUGUUUCGUGCGCGCUAAUACAGAUUACACAGCAGGUACCCCGUACCCAGCAGCCUGGUUCUGGGCUGUCACACAACCUGCCCUGAAUCAUGGCGCAUUACUGGCCCAUGUUAGAUGGGCAGCACUGCAAGGUCUCCUCCUGGGGUUGUUUCAUCAACAUUCUAUUAAAAGACCGCCCACCGUCUCGUGCCUGCGUCCUUCCGGCACCCGUCCUCGCCGCCGGACCAGUUGCCCAUGCAACCUCAGGGGGCUCAACCCUCGGGGCACACGAACAGGGUGGCUGGAAGACGACAACCACCACGACGGGCUGGGACGGGGUGAAAUGGGCCUGCAGCCCGCCCGGAACGGCUUAGCCCGUCCGCCAUGCAACGGUGCAAUCCCGUCGUCGGAUUCUGGCAUGUGCUCGUGUGCCGGGCUCUAUUUGCUGCAUCCCGCCAUGCUCCUGGUCCACGGCCGUGUCGGGGGGCCCCUUGAGAACAUCUCGACCCCCCGGGCCAACACCAAUGGCGUCCCAUAAUGCCCCCGCUCCCCUUGAACUCUACUGUCCUUGCCAGCCUGCAUGCCCUGCGCGGAGUACGCUCGGCAACAUCACCACCACCCUGUCCCAGGCAGGCCCGACGGGCGACGCAACCGCCAGUCAGGAGCCAGAAGAGCCUCGGAGCAGGGGCUACACCACGACAGGGUGCAAGCAGCAAGCAACAAACAGCAAUGCAAAUCAUUCUUUCUCCGAUAAGAUGCCCAGCUUGAUGAUCUCGACCUCGUCUGCCAGACUGCCAGACUGUGCCUGCACCGGCGAUGGGGCCCGCCCUGAAACAAAUCAAACAGCACAACCGUGAACCCUCGAGCUCGGCCCAUGACGGAGAUGCUUUUCUUGUCGCAACCUUAAUCGCUGCCCUCGAUCUGUCCAGCUGAUCCGGGGUCCUUCAACGGUUGCCUCUCCAAGUUGUCGUCACUCCUUCACCUCUGUCUGCCCGUGUUGUUUUGCCCCACGGAAGCCUCCCGGUCUGCCAGGUCCUGUCCGCUCUGCCGCAUGCUGUCUGCCCACCCAGACACAUCUCCCCUAUAUCUACCGCCUCGUGCAGUGAAGGACCACACACUCCGAACCUGGCCGCGCGGCUGCUAGCACUCCUGGGAUCGAUAGCAUGCCCUCCGUCACCGACUGCAACUCACCUUAGUUUUGCCUUUGGCGAGGCUCAGAGGCAGCUGGGCUUCAGGACGCCCGGGGACUGAUGCUCCCUCCCAGCCAUGGCCUCCUCCAGUCGAUCUUUUCGAUCGUUGCAAUCCGGGUCCUCAUCGUCAUCAUACGUCUCCUCGUCCCUGGCCGGUCCCUCCCUCGGCCGGACACAUUCACAUCUCACGCACACGCCGACAAGCUCCUCCGCCUCGGGCGCAACCUACGAGCCGUCAUUCCCGGCCACCUCACUACGUCCCUUGGACCUUGGGCCCCCGGGCUACCAGGCUACGAUUACUCUCUUCGAGCGCACACCGCACGAGCGCACAGUGUACCUCGGGCCUUGGGAGGUAAUAGAAGGGGAGACUCGCCGGGUUGUCUGGCAGAGCAGCUACCAAGGCGAGAUCUUGGAACAAUUCCUCCCAUUGGGCCUCCCAACACAGGCGCAACCUGUUACGCUACACGCCCAGCACCGCCCUUACUCUGACCCAGCGGAGAUGGAGCUAUUUGUCACGUUCCGAGAGCCAUACAGGAUAAGGUACACCACGGCCGACGGCACGGUGGUUCACGACGAGGUCGUCGAAGUCAAGUAUGAAUUCACUUCGAUCGAGGGGUCGAUGCGGUUCCAGGGAGACUUGCGAAGACAAGACUUUGUCGACUAUUUCGACGUUGAUGUCGUCUUCUCGGACACGCACGGGAGGACAGACACCCUGACAGGGGCUGUGCGAGGCCUGGCAACAAUACAAAGAAUCAAACUAUGGAGAGACCGACUCUCCUUGCACCACUGCAUAACAUUCUACUCGAACAAGCCGUCCAAUCGGCGCGAGCGGCGGUACCGAGAGUACCAGGUGACCGACUUCCAUGAGGAGCUUCGCAACCGCGACGACAAGCAUAGAGAAUGCCGACUCGGCGCGAUAGGAAGGCGCGGGAGCGCGCCCAACGCCGUCCGCGCGAGGAGCUUCUCCCUCUCGUCGCCGUCCUCAUGGCGAAGCAAGCAGAGGUCGUCAGAACGAGAUGCUUCGCAGAUUUCCGCGACUACUGUGCCGCUGGAUAUCCGUUGGUUGGGGGUUCGCUUCUCACGGGAAAGUGACUACCGCCGCUUCGUUGACCAAUGGACCUUUUGCCACAUCGCAGACGCGGCAUUGCGUGGGAUGCCAUUUGCGCCAAACCGUAUUGAACUCCCUAUGCCUGCCCUGCGGACGGGCCAAACAACGUAUGAGCUUGAGGCUACAGAGUCCUCAAGAAGUCUCCCGAACAUAUCCACUAUGCUGGGGCCGGGGAACAGUGAUGCGGGAUCCUAGCAACAACACUUGGAGGACAAACUCCAGACUACUAUUUGUGGUGAUGAUGCAGCUGGCGUGGCUUCUAAGGGUGUGCUAAACAUGCAGCUUUGGAGAGGGGAGGUUGACAAAAACUGCUACUGGGAAAGGAAAUCUGGAUGUCGCAGUUUGAGCAAGGAGUUUUAUACCCAGGCUUGUCUUAUAGGAUAUGUGGAGUGCGACGGAUUCACGAUCACUCCGUCCACUGGAAAUAAAAAAAAUAGACCUGUUGUGUCGAAAUCAUCGACAGAGACAGAC
This is a messenger RNA of Diaporthe batatas, 3124 nucleotides long. RefSeq lists its product as uncharacterized. The record is from RefSeq and is a predicted model, not a curated record. Bases 1622 to 2848 code for a protein of 408 amino acids. The transcript is spliced from 4 exons. NCBI's taxonomy places the organism in Eukaryota, Fungi, Ascomycota, Sordariomycetes, Diaporthales, Diaporthaceae.